AUGAUGAAAGUUCCCUCCUUUUCUACUUUUUCCAUUUCCAGUGUCGCAUCAGUAGACAUUACUGAAAAGAGAAACACAACCUCAGACUUUAUUCUCCUAGGAAUCUUUAACCACACAAGACCCCAUCUCUUUAUUUUCAUGAUAGUGCUGACAAUGGCCAUUGCUUCCUUGACAGGAAAUGCCCUCAUGCUUCUCCUGAUUCACCUGGACCCCCGGCUCCACAGGCCCAUGUACUUCCUACUGAGCCAACUUUCCCUCAUGGACAUGAUGCUGGUUUUCACUAUUGUGCCCAAGAUGGCUGCUGACUACUUGACAUGCAACAAAUCCAUCUCCCCUGCUGGCUGUGGGUUGCAGAUCUUUGUCUCACUCACAUUGGGUGGUGGAGAGAGUUUCCUCUUAGCAGCCAUGUCUUAUGAUCGUUAUGUGGCUGUUUGCCAUCCACUGCGAUACCCUGUCCUCUUCAACUGGCAAUUAUGUUUACAAAUGACAUUGGGAUCUUGGUUCCUGGGAGCAGUUGAUGGGCUAAUGCAGGCUGCCGCUACCUUGAGCUUUCCAUUUUGCAGUUCUCAUGUCAUCGAUCAUUUCUUCUGUGAGGCCCCAAUGUUGGUGCGUUUGGCUUGUGCUGACACAUCAGUCUUUGAAAAUGUCAUGUACAUUUGUUGUGUGUUAAUGCUUUUGGUCCCUUUUUCCCUCAUCCUGACUUCCUAUAGUGUAAUCCUCUCCACUGUUCUCCAGAUGCAUUCUCUAGAUGCCCGCAAGAAGGCUCUUGCCACCUGCUCCUCACAUUUGGCUGUGGUGGGACUCUUUUAUGGAGCAGCCAUUUUUAUAUACAUGCGACCCAAAUCCUAUAGGUCAGCUAACCACAAUAAGAUUGUGUCAGCAUUCUACACUAUCUUCACCCCUGUACUGAACCCCCUCAUCUACAGUCUGAGGAACAGUGAGGUCAAGGAAGCCUUGAAAAAGUGGCUGGGAAAAUGCUCAAACUUCAAAUGCCACCAAACUUAG
Molecule: messenger RNA, 1005 nt
Organism: Sus scrofa (pig)
Lineage: Eukaryota; Metazoa; Chordata; Mammalia; Artiodactyla; Suidae
Product: olfactory receptor 2T12-like
Biological process (GO): G protein-coupled receptor signaling pathway
Cellular component (GO): membrane
Molecular function (GO): G protein-coupled receptor activity; olfactory receptor activity
Source: RefSeq, a predicted model, not a curated record